Molecule: messenger RNA, 5768 nt
Organism: Hipposideros armiger (great roundleaf bat)
Lineage: Eukaryota; Metazoa; Chordata; Mammalia; Chiroptera; Hipposideridae
Gene: SLITRK2
Product: SLIT and NTRK like family member 2
Exons: 3
Coding region: 308-2845 (845 amino acids)
Biological process (GO): axonogenesis; positive regulation of synapse assembly
Cellular component (GO): glutamatergic synapse
Molecular function (GO): protein binding
Source: RefSeq, a predicted model, not a curated record
ACCGCUCCCUCCCUCCUUCCUGCUGGAAGCGCUGCCCGGCGGCGAGCCGCUCCAGUGGGGAUCUGCCUGCCCGGGGGCGCCGCCAGUGCUCGCCGCCGUGCCCUCGCUCGCCGGCCGCGCGGGUCCAAGUCUGUGUAGGCUCCCGCGCCUGCCCCGGUCGCCGAUGCUGCGGGUGCCUCCAGGGGAAGCUCCGGGCGGCGCGCUCGCUGGAUGCUAAAGUACUGGCGGACUGCAGAGGAGAGGGGUCGCGACUUCUCCUAAUGUGUUUGCCUGUAGGUACCUGAGCUGACACCGACGGUGCCUAAAGAUGCUGAGCGGCGUUUGGUUCCUCAGUGUGUUAACCGUGGCCGGGUUCUUACAGACGGAGAGUCGCAAAACUGCCAAAGACAUUUGCAAGAUCCGCUGCCUGUGCGAAGAGAAGGAAAACGUUCUGAAUAUUAACUGCGAAAACAAAGGAUUUACAACUGUCAGCCUGCUCCAGCCCCCUCAGUAUCGAAUCUACCAGCUUUUCCUCAAUGGCAACCUCCUGACGAGACUGUACCCCAACGAGUUCGUCAAUUACUCCAACGCGGUGACUCUCCACCUAGGUAACAACGGGCUGCAGGAGAUCCGAACCGGGGCGUUCAGCGGCCUGAAAACCCUCAAGAGACUGCACCUCAAUAACAAUAAACUCGAGGUGCUGAGAGAGGACACCUUCCUGGGCCUCGAGAGCCUGGAGUACCUCCAGGCUGACUACAAUUACAUCAGUGCCAUCGAGGCAGGGGCGUUCAGCAAACUGAAUAAGCUCAAAGUGCUCAUCCUGAACGACAACCUUCUGCUGUCACUGCCCAGCAAUGUGUUCCGGUUCGUCCUGCUGACCCACUUAGACCUCAGAGGAAACAGGCUGAAAGUGAUGCCUUUCGCUGGCGUCCUUGAACACAUCGGAGGGAUCAUGGAAAUUCAGCUGGAGGAAAACCCAUGGAACUGCACUUGUGACUUACUGCCUCUCAAGGCUUGGCUGGACACCAUAACUGUUUUUGUGGGGGAGAUUGUCUGUGAAACUCCCUUUCGAUUGCACGGGAAAGAUGUGACCCAGCUGACCAGGCAAGACCUCUGUCCCAGAAAAAGUGCUGGCGACGCCAGUCAGAGGGGCAGCCAUGCUGACACACACGUCCAAAGGCUGUCACCUACAAUGAACCCUGCUCUCAACCCCACCCGGGCUCCAAAAGCCAGCCGGCCACCCAAAAUGAGAAACCGUCCAACUCCCCGGGUCACUGUGUCCAAGGACAGGCAGAGCUUCGGCCCCAUCAUGGUCUACCAGACCAAGUCCCCUGUGCCCCUCACCUGCCCCAGUAGCUGUGUCUGCACCUCUCAGAGCUCAGACAAUGGUCUAAACGUAAACUGCCAAGAAAGGAAGUUCACUAAUAUCUCCGACCUGCAGCCCAAACCUACCAAUCCAAAGAAACUCUACCUGACAGGGAACUAUCUGCAAACUGUCUAUAAGAACGACCUCUUAGAUUACAGUUCUUUGGAUUUGUUGCAUUUAGGAAACAACAGGAUUGCAGUCAUUCAGGAAGGUGCCUUCACAAACCUGACCAGUUUACGCAGACUUUAUCUGAAUGGCAAUUACCUUGAAGUGCUAUAUCCUUCUAUGUUUGAUGGACUGCACAGCUUGCAGUAUCUCUAUUUAGAGUAUAAUGUCAUUAAGGAAAUUAAGCCGCUGACCUUCGAUGCUUUGAUUAACCUACAGCUACUGUUUCUGAAUAACAACCUGCUGAGGUCCUUACCUGAUAACAUAUUUGGGGGCACGGCCCUCACCAGGCUGAAUCUGAGAAACAACCAUUUUUCUCACCUGCCUGUGAAAGGGGUGCUGGAUCAGCUCCCAGCUUUUAUCCAGAUAGAUCUGCAAGAGAACCCGUGGGACUGCACCUGUGACAUCAUGGGGCUGAAGGACUGGACGGAACACGCCAACUCCCCUGUCAUCAUCAAUGAGGUGACCUGUGAGUCUCCGGCGAAGCACGCAGGGGAGAUACUGAAGUUUCUGGGAAGGGAGGCUAUCUGUCCAGAGAGUCCGAACUUGUCAGACGGAACCAUUUUGUCAAUGAAUCAUAACACAGACACACCUCGGUCACUUAGCGUGUCUCCCAGUUCCUAUCCUGAACUCCACACUGAAGUUCCACUUUCCGUCUUAAUUUUAGGAUUGCUCAUUGUCUUCAUUUUAUCUGUCUGUUUUGGGGCUGGUUUAUUCGUCUUUGUCCUGAAACGCCGAAAGGGGGUGCCAAGUGUUCCGAGGACUGCCAACAACUUAGAUGUCAGUUCCUUCCAGUUACAGUAUGGGUCUUACAACAGCGAGACUCAGGAUAAAACUGACGGCCACGUCUAUAACUAUAUCCCCCCACCUGUGGGGCAGAUGUGCCAAAACCCCAUCUACAUGCAGAAGGAAGGAGACCCAGUAGCCUAUUACCGAAACCUGCAAGAAUUCAGCUACGGAAACCUGGAGGAGAAAAAAGAAGAACCAGCCACUCUUGCUUACACUAUAAGUGCCACUGAGUUACUAGAAAAGCAAGCCACACCAAGAGAGCCUGAGCUGCUGUAUCAGAAUAUUGCCGAGCGGGUCAAGGAACUCCCCAGCGCAGGACUAGUCCACUAUAACUUUUGUACCUUACCUAAAAGGCAGUUCGCCCCUUCAUAUGAAUCUCGACGCCAAAACCAAGACAGAAUCAAUAAGACCGUUUUAUAUGGAACUCCCAGGAAAUGCUUUGUGGGGCAGUCAAAACCCGAUCACCCUUUACUGCAAGCUAAGCCGCAAUCAGAACCAGACUACCUCGAAGUUCUGGAAAAACAAACUGCAAUCAGUCAGCUGUGAAGGGAAAUCAUUUACAACCCCAUGGCAUCAAAGGAUGCUGCUCCAAACUGUUGGAAGCACGGCAUUUAUUUUUUUGUGUUUGUUUAUGUUCUCCCUUUUCCCAGUGUCAAUGGGGGACUUUGAAAAUGUUUGGGGGAUGGGGUGAAGCAAUGAUACUGCUUUUUCAAGCUUUCCUUUAAAUUAUUUCUCUCUUGCCCCCCCACCCCCUUUUUUCCUUUUCUCCUUAGGAGUCAUCAUUGAUCAUGAAUGUUUCUACGAUGCAUUUUUUUCAUAUAUUUUGUUUAUGGUUUUGUUUCUUUUUUUCUUUUAUUUUUUCCAGUGGGGGAUGGGGGAUGGGAAGAGGAGAUUGUAGUGAAUGAAGAAAGAGUAAGCAGACUUUUCAAGUGAAAAUGGCUAUUUAGUGUAUUUUGUAGAAGAUCUCCAAAGAUCUUUUGAGACUAUAAAUUCUUUUGUAAAUAAUGAUAUAUGGUAUUUCCAUCUUCACAUCUACCGAGUGUAGCCAGUAGGCAUCACUUCUUUGUGUUAAAGUGCCUUUGCACUUUACGUACAUUACUUAAAUGUUGCUUUUAGCUUUGAUAAAUUGAACAUAUUUUAAUGCGCUGUAUUUUUAAAAUUAAAAACACCGUAAAAUAGAUCUAAAUGUCAGCUAUAUUAAGUCAACGUACAGUUUGCUUGAGUUAUUGAAACCAGCCUGUCAUCAAAUGAUUCUAGUUCUAGGACUUCAGAGAUUUAACUGUAAAAUAUUUCCUUUCCUCUGGAUUUGUUCUAAGUGAUUUUAUUUAAGUCAACUAAGGGGAUUUAACAGUGGACUAGAAGUAAUAAACCACCUCAGUUGGGAUUAGUAAUUCAUUAAUAAAAUAUAUUUAACCCAAUAUCAGAGUGAAUUGAACAAUUAAUGCCCUUCCGUAAAUCAUUAUUUUGCACUAACAUGGUCAGUGUUUUAGAUUAUUUUCCUAAUUAAGAGUACAUUACACAACUUGUAAUAUAUUUUUUCUGCAUUAAAUUAGAUAUUUUUAUAUAUUUAAAUGACAGAGUCUGUAUUUCUAACUUUUUAAUUGAAAUUAAUAUUUUUUCUGCCUAUUGAAACAUUUUCUAUAAACACACACCAGUAGAGGCCGCCACACACCUCAUUUAAUAAAGACAUAUGAGCCAUUAAAUACCUUGAAGGAAGACUUCAAAGGUGAGAUUAAAACUUCCCAAGUAAGCUCUCUGGAAAUUCAAGGCAGCAGAGACAAACGCAUACAUUACUUUCUUUUAGGAUUAAAGUUUAGACUCAGAAUCCUUCUCAAUUUUCACAUGUUCAGAGAAAGCAGGUUUUCCUCUCGAGUCUAUUGAAGUGUAAACAGGGUGCUAUCAACUCAUAUACUAUUUGCAUCUCCAAAUUGAUUAAGAAUUACCUAAACCAAGAAAGUAAGCAUCUUUUUUGCUUCUGCCUUCUUUAGGCAUGUGCUACAUGAUUUUUUUCCUUGUGGUGUGAGCGAGCCUUUUGUUUUGGUCUUAGCAUUAAAAUGAUUUUAACUAACCAAGUCUAUAUAACGUUUAUGAAGCCUUAUUAGCCUGUAAGUAAUUUUUAGAUGCAAGCAUUAUUGUGUGAUUUAAACAAACAGCCCUUCUUUACAACAAAAAAUAGUUUUGUUUUGUCUAUUGUAAAUCCUUAUGCAACUGGGAUGGUGAUCUGCAUAUAAAGUAGUCCAGCUUUUCAAAUCCUUAUUAAAGCAAUUGAUGGCGUCUGAAAGAAGCACACUGUUUCCUUUUCAUAAAUAGGUUACUGAACAUAAUAACCCUUUAUUAUCGUGUGGAGAUUGAAGUGGAUCCUCAUAACUUACUUUUAAAGCUUUAAAAUGACGAAUAGUAUAUUGUGUCACUAUAAACAAUUCAUGUGAUAGGCUUUCAAUUAGAAAUUAUUUAAAACCAAAUUAUUUGCAUGAAUAAUGACGGUGCAAAACAAGUUUUUUUAAACAAUAGAAGGUAAUCAUGUCUAUAUAAAUGGAACGGGAGGACAUUCAGGGAAAAAAAUGCCUCUGACAACCUGGAAUCUCUGAAUAUCUACAGUGACAAGCUCACGUGUUCAUUCUUUGAUUAGAGAUCAUAAUUCCUAUUUAAAUCCAUUAGAUCACAAUUGAAAUUCAUGGCCUGAAAUGAUCUACGAGAAAGUUAACGUACAGAGACUUUUACAUUUCACAGAAAAAGAGCUAGAGUAUUAUGCUAGUUGAACUUGGAUAUAGUUCCUGGAAACCACUCCUCUUUGAGUGAAAUCUUUAUAUAUGAGUUUCAAAAAUCCUCUUGUGGCUGCCCUCAUUUGUGCAAUGACAAAUACAGAAUACAAAGGUAGGUAUUUUGGGAAGCGAUUAUGAAGGGAAACUAGCAUACCUAUUCUAUUAAGAUAGUUUUUAGGUUUAAACUAGAUGACUAGAACUAUUGAUGUAGCGAUUCUACUUCAGCGUUUGUUCUUAUUCUCCAGAAAGUCAAGUCAUUCCUGUAAAAUGCCAUUAUCUGCAGAAAAACUAAUUCAUUAAUUUUAAAUAGAGAUAGCUUAAUAUUCAUUUAGUUACAUGAUUCUAAAGAGGCCUCCUGGAAGAAUUCAGAUUCAUAAACUCUCAAUAAUUACGGCUUAAUUCUAGAUUCUCAUGCUUUUUAGAUCUGUACUUUAUUUGUAUUAGGUUUGAAGAUGAAAUCGUUUGAUUUUGCUUCAGACUAUUUCAUUUAAAGGCAUAAUACACCAUAUACUUCGAAGCCUUAUUUUCAAAUGCAAUCAUAAACACUUUAUGUUUAUUAACUUAACAUCCCCACUGACUACAUAUUGUUUUGCUUUCUCCACUUGAGUGCUUUCCAACAUAUUUUAAGAUUUUUAUUUUCAUCUCCUACAGCUGGAUUUUGCUAUUUCACUUUGAUUUCACAUGCAGCUUGUAAUGGGUAUGAGCGU